This is a messenger RNA of Hyphopichia burtonii NRRL Y-1933, 793 nucleotides long. RefSeq names its product Nat2p (gene NAT2). The transcript has a single exon. The record is from RefSeq and is a predicted model, not a curated record. Bases 118 to 735 code for a protein of 205 amino acids. Gene Ontology annotation, cellular component: mitochondrion. Lineage: Eukaryota; Fungi; Ascomycota; Pichiomycetes; Serinales; Debaryomycetaceae.
CAAUAAUCCCAAAGAUAUACUUAAUUGAAGUAAAACUGAAGCAAACUACGUUUCCGGAAAAUGUUCAAACCUAAUCUUAUGUUGAGAAGUUUGCGUAGCGGACCAGUCUCGAGAAUUAUGACUCGUCCAAGAAGUCCCAUCUUCAAAAGAUUUCAAUCCAGCAUUAAGACUGAACCAAAUCCUAGUGGGAAAAAACCAACUGGUAUGAAAGCUUUAAUGAAAGAGUAUGGAUAUUCAGCAUUGGGUGUUUAUUUAUUAUUGACGGCAGUUGAUUUACCUAUAUGUUAUGUUGUUGUUCAUUCAAUGGGACAAGAAGAGAUUCAAAGACUUGAGAAUAAGGUUAAGCAAUUUUUUGGAUUUGGUAAAAGUGAUGACGAAUUAUCAAAGAUGCAAGAAAUAAAUAAGAUCCAAGAAGAAGUUGAUCAAUCCAAUGAUCAAAAGAAUCCAGAAGGCCAAAGUAUGCUUUCUUAUAUUUCAAGUCAAUUUUCAUGGACCGAAUUUGCCAUAGCCUAUGGGAUUCAUAAAUCUUUAAUUUUCAUUAGAUUACCAAUUACUGCUGCAAUAACACCCGGUAUUGUCAAGAUAUUAAGAAAUUGGGGGUUUAAGAUCGGCACUGACAAAUUAGCAGCUACUGCUACUUUAGCUAAAAAUACAGUUAAGGAUAUAACUGCAUCCAAUCCAAAAUUUGGUACCAAAGCUACUAAAAAGAGAAAGUGGUUUAGUUGGUUUUUCUAAAGAAUCUCAUACUUGUAAAUAGACGAUAAUAUAUGACUUAUGUUUUUGGAAAGAGAAC